Molecule: messenger RNA, 1168 nt
Organism: Culex pipiens pallens (northern house mosquito)
Lineage: Eukaryota; Metazoa; Arthropoda; Insecta; Diptera; Culicidae
Product: general odorant-binding protein 69-like
Exons: 1
Coding region: 5-895 (296 amino acids)
Biological process (GO): sensory perception of smell
Molecular function (GO): odorant binding
Source: RefSeq, a predicted model, not a curated record
AACAAUGCGGACAUUCGUGGCACUUCUAGUUCUGGGCCUGUGCUCCUCCUCGAUGGUGGUUCGGGCCGACUUUGACCACUACAUCACGCUGAAGAGCUUCCCGAAUGCGCUCAAGGAGUGCGCCGAGUACUUUGAGGUGUCCGAUUGUACCCUCGGAAAGUACAUCGACGAUUCGUACCCGAACUGCGAGAUCGUCAAGCAGCUGAUUCGCUGCUCGCUGAUCAACCUCGGUGCCUGGGAUGACUCGGAGAAGGUGCGUGAACACGUCAUCCGGAACUUCUUCCAGCCGGCCGUCGGCGAUACCUGCUAUGCGAACCGCACCAAGGAGUGCGUCCAGGGUGUUCUGCAUCGCGCGGACUGCAAGGACGUGUUCAGCCAGGCUUACGAGAUCUUCCAGUGCUACUACCGCCAGUACGGCAACCUGAUCGACAGUGACCAGUUCAUCCCGAACGAAGCCCGCGAGCUGACCCAGCUGCAGCUGACCUCCAACGAGAUCCAGCAUCUGCCGCAGUGCGUCCUCGUUCAGUACAGCAAGGGUGACAUUAUCGAUGAGCCGCACUUCCCGGCCGUCUUCUACGUCGGUUCCGUCCGGGGUGGAUACUACAGCAGCCACGGUGGAGUCUCGCUCGAGAACCUGUACACCCAGUACGGAAACCCGGAACUGCUCACCGAGCAGACCAAGCAGUGCACCGUAGCGGUCGCCCGUGAGUUCUGCGAUGCCUCCGAGGUCACCAAGGCGUACCAGAUCUUCAAGAAGUGCCUCAAGGAUCUGUACCCGAUUCUGCACCUGAUCCAGGAGACGGCCAAGUCGCUGGUCUGCGACAAGUCCCCGUCCUGCGGGUGCAGCAAGUGUGGCCACCACCAGCCGCCGAGCCAUCAUCGGUACAAUCAUUGAGCGAUGAAGAGAAUGCGUGUCGGAAUGGGAGAGUUUACGAAGAAUGACUGUCAUUAUGAUUGUUGAUUAGUUUAACAAAUAAAGUAUAUAUUUCAAGCAAAAAUGUUUCCAAUAUUUUUCUUAACUUUUUCUUAUUAUCACUUAAAUUUGGAUUCCCCACCCACGACUUUAAAAGCAUUUCUGAUGCUAGAGUUUGGGAUUUCGUCACAUUUAUGCCUUAAUUAUCUAAGUCCUAUCAAGUUACCUAGGAAUUGAUAAUUUUGGAGUAGAACC